UAACACGCAUCACCGUUUAUGCUAAGUCACUUCCGGGAGAAUGAAAACAAUAAAAAACUAACAUUAUUUUAAGGAAAAUUUAAUCUUGUGCUUUAUAUUGUUCUUUUAGAUAUUAUACAUUUAUUUCAAAUUAACAGUUAUGUUUAAACGUUCGACUUUCACACGCUGAUAUUUUGUGACAUCGCCAACUAAAAGUGCUACCACAGAUUCAGAUUGGGCAAUUUUAUUGACGUUUAGUUUUGUCAUCUGUUUAAACUCGUUCUACAGUUACGAUGCCACCUAAGUUUGCAAGAAUACCGGAUAGUUCAGACAGAUAUGGUGCAAGAGAUAUUGAAAGGCAAUCAUUGCUGGAUGCUGAUUCUGAUGAGGAUGAUUUCUUUCUAAAUGGUCCAAGAGUUAACACAAAGAGACUGAAUGACCCUAAAAUUGGCAGAUUACGUGGUCAGGUUGAGGAAGUUGUAGACGUGAUGAAAGAUAAUGUUACAAAGGUGAUAGAGAGAGGUGACAGGCUUGAAGAUCUUCAAGAUAAAUCAGAUAGUCUAGCCAAUAACUCGGACAUGUUCAGAAAUAGAGCUAAAGCCCUCCAUAAAACCAUGUGGUGGAAAAAUUGUAAGAUGAGAUUGAUAAUGGCGUUUGUGAUUAUAUUGAUCUUGUCCAUUAUUAUCAUUCCAAUCAUUGUGAGUCAAGUAAACAAAAACAAGGGAGGAUAACUCUGUCCAGAUUUUUGUAUGGAAUUUGUUUGACAUGUACAUAAUAUCUUCGGGGUCAUAGAGCACAUACAGGGAUCUUAUUCUAGUGAUGAAUACCGUAGUUAUUAUAAGUCUUCAAGUUUAUAAUUUACCAAAGAAAAACAGGGAUUUAAAACAAGAUGUAUAAUAUUGGGGUUGUUUAAUUUAUAUAUGUAAAAUUUUUGUCUUUCUGACUGGUUCCGAUUAAGGUAAAUUAAGCAACAUGACAAUGCUAUAAAAUCAGGUAACCAGUCAAAACUGCAAAAUCUGAUUGGCUGAAUAUUGAUUCAAAAUUUGAAUAGACCAAUGAACAAGCAGUGUUUAAUGACUGGUACUCAAAUGUUAGGGUUAUAAUGAAACUCACAAACAACAUUCCAAUAUGAUGUAAAUAUUACAGUAAAAUAAUUCCAUGAGGUAUACGGGCAUCUUUUUUCCUUUUUUUUCCUGUUUAAGUCACUUACACUGUUUGAGACAUUUCCUGUAUUACUGCAAGUUUUUUACAUAGGUAAUAUAAAAUUAAAAAUAGUGGACAGGACAGAAUUUUUUUAAACUUUGAAUGAUUAAAGAGAAUCGUAAUUGAAACAAAUUUAUAAUAAAUUUGAAUUUGACAUCUUAUUUUUUGAGUUACCUGCCCCUAAAAAUGAGAUUUUUUACUUUUAGAGCUCAUUUUCAUCCUGAAGUUUGAAAAGAUUCUCUUAUCUAAUUCCUGUGGUAUUAGAUAAUUAACUAUAAGCUUGCUGUCGUCAAUUUUAUUUACCCGUGCAAACAGUGCAGACAAAGAUCAGCCGGCAUGCCCUAGCUGUUCGAUGAUGGUCUGCAUUGUUUGCUAUUUAGCCAUACAUAUUUUCCCCGACAUAUUUUUCAAAUUUUCCCUAAAAAAUGAUAAUUGGUUUAGUCCAUAUUGAGAGAUGGAAAAGUGCAUUAAAGAUAUUUAACUUACUAAUUGCUAAUCACAGGAAUAAACCUGAACCUUUUAAAUGCUAUGGACAAUAAUAACUUUACCUAUUCCACCUGUAUAAACUCAUAUUAUCCUGCACUUUUAACAGUCUGACAAGAACUACAAACUAAAACCUCUAUAGAGCAACCACCCUUUUGAAGACAAAUAUGUUGGUUGUUACUGAGAGGCUUUUGCUCCACAAAGGUUAAAUUUAUUGUGAAGUCUUACUUUGGGAAGAAAAAAUCUUACUUUAGGAAGAAAAAGUCUUACUUUAGGAAGAAAGACUUACUUUGGGAAGAAAAAAUCUUACUUUAGGAAGAAAAAGUCUUACUUUAGGAAGAAAAAGACUUACUUUGGGAAGAAAAAGUCUUACUUUGGGAAGAAAAAGUCUUACUUUGGGAAGAAAAAGUCUUACUUUAGGAAGAAAAAGUCUUACUUUAGGAAGAAAAAAUCUUACUUUAGGAAGAAAAAGUCUUACUUUGGGAAGAAAAAGUCUUACUUUGGGAAGAAAAAGUCUUACUUUGGGAAGAAAAAGUCUUACUUUGGGAAGAAAAAAUCUUACUUUGGGAAGAAAAAGUCUUACUUUAGGAAGAAAAAAUCUUACUUUAGGAAGAAAAAAUCUUACUUUGGGAAGAAAAAAUCUUACUUUAGGAAGAAAAAGUCUUACUUUAGGAAGAAAAAGUCUUACUUUAGG
Ruditapes philippinarum (Manila clam) is the source of this 2359-nucleotide messenger RNA. Its product is annotated as vesicle-associated membrane protein 4-like. Gene Ontology annotation, cellular component: membrane. Lineage: Eukaryota; Metazoa; Mollusca; Bivalvia; Venerida; Veneridae. The record is from RefSeq and is a predicted model, not a curated record. Gene Ontology annotation, biological process: Golgi ribbon formation; vesicle-mediated transport. The transcript has 7 exons. The coding region runs from base 273 to 710 and encodes 145 amino acids.